AUGGAGAACCCAUUCGAUACUGCUAAAACGCGCCCCUCAAACAUCAGCACACUCGCCGCGACAGAAUACACCGACUUUCCAGAGUCGUCCUCCCCCGUACGCGAGGGUUUGCCUUUUAGCAACAGCCCACCACCUACGUCGACUUCCGACAGCGAUAUCAAACGACUCGCGCAGCCCAAGCACCGCUUCGACGAGGUCAUCCCGCCCACGCAUUCUAACAGGACGAUUGUACUUUGCUUCGAUGGGACGGGGGACCAGUUCGAUGGGGAUAACUCCAACAUCGUCCAGCUCUUUUCGAUGCUGCGCAAAGACGACCGAAGUCAGCAGAUGGUUUACUAUCAGGCUGGUAUUGGAACGUACCACAUCCCGCAGAUGGCCACGCCCGCGAUGGCCGCCUUCGAUAAGACGCUCGACAUGAUGAUCGGGAACCACCUUAAUGGUCAUGUUAUGCAGGGCUACGAGUUCCUCAUGCAGAACUAUCAAGCUGGCGACAAAAUCUGCAUUUUUGGAUUCUCGAGGGGUGCUUACACUGCCCGUGCUCUUGCUGGGAUGAUCCAUAAGGUCGGCCUGCUGCCCGCCUCAAACACACAACAAGUCCCGUUCGCGUACAACAUGUACUGUCGCGACGAUGAGGUCGGAUGGCGUCAGAGCGUGCAGUUCAAGAAAGCCUUUUCAAUGAACGUUGACAUCGAGUUCGUUGGCGUAUGGGAUACAGUAAGCUCCGUUGGCAUGAUCCCGCGCCGCCUGCCCUUCACGAAGACGAAUGACAACAUCCGUCAUUUUCGACACGCAAUCGCUCUGGACGAGCACCGAGCGCGCUUCCAGCCAAGCUUGUGGAGCUUCGCCCAGGAUGAGAAGCACCACCGCCAUGUCAAGUCGCACCACAUGCCCCGGAUAUCACACAACGGAAGCAGGAUUAGCGCCCGCUACGAAAAAGACCGUGAGGCGAAGGAAGAGAAAGACCUCAAGUUGCAUGAUCUUGUGAAUCAUGAGCGGAGCCUAACGCUCGAGAGGCAAUUCUCGGAGUACGAGCCCGUGACCGAUGUCCAGGAAGUGUGGUUUGCUGGGUGUCACUGCGAUGUAGGUGGCGGCUCCGUCGUCAACGGCACGCGAAACUCGCUCGCACGCAUCCCACUGAGGUGGAUGCUCCGCGAGAUCUUCAAAUGCAACGUCGGCAUCAUGUUCCACAAGGAGAUGUUCAAGCAAGUUGGGAUGAACCCCGACUCAGUGUACCCCUUCGUGCACGAGCGCGCGCCGCCAAUCUACCAGUCCCCGUCAACGCCGAUCCCCACGCCAACGGUGGUGAAGCUCGAGGAGGACCCAACGUACAUCACGUACACGGACCACGGCGGGUUCGUGAACGAAGAGGAAGAGGACAUGAAGGAUGCGCUGUCCCCGAUCUACGAUCAGCUUGAGCUCGGUAGGGGGUGGUGGGUGUUGGAGAUGACGCCGCAGCCAAGGAGGUAUCAGCGGGACGAUGACGGGAAGUGGGUGACUAAGUGGUCGAUCAAUAAGGGCAAGGGCAGGCAUAUCCCACGACAGGAGGAAGAACGUGUUAAGAUCCACAGGUCGGUCAGGAUACGGAUGGAGGCGGAGGGGUUCAAGGAGAAAUAUUGGCCCAAGGCGCAUCUGCAUUGCGAGCCGAUAUGGGUUGAUUGA
Coniophora puteana RWD-64-598 SS2 is the source of this 1659-nucleotide messenger RNA. RefSeq lists its product as uncharacterized. NCBI's taxonomy places the organism in Eukaryota, Fungi, Basidiomycota, Agaricomycetes, Boletales, Coniophoraceae. The transcript has 11 exons. Bases 1 to 1659 code for a protein of 552 amino acids. The record is from RefSeq and is a predicted model, not a curated record.